Messenger RNA from Cornus florida, 2081 nucleotides. RefSeq names its product D-ribulose kinase. Bases 46 to 1506 code for a protein of 486 amino acids. The transcript has 9 exons. Gene Ontology annotation, molecular function: D-xylulokinase activity. The record is from RefSeq and is a predicted model, not a curated record. Gene Ontology annotation, cellular component: cytosol. Lineage: Eukaryota; Viridiplantae; Streptophyta; Magnoliopsida; Cornales; Cornaceae. Gene Ontology annotation, biological process: xylulose metabolic process.
UAUACACAUUCCCUUAUCCGGAGACAUUGCAAAAAGCUGAAGAAAAUGGUUGUUGUCACAGUUCACAGUCCUGCUUGCUCCUCCUUGUUUCUUCAAUCAUCAUUGCCUAAACAAGGACAUCAUAGUUCAAAGAAGUUGAAUUCAAGAUUUGCAUCCGUCGACAUUGUAGAUAAAUCAAAAACGAGAACAAUGUCUUUAGUAAAUUGUAAACGUAAUGCCAGCAUUGAUCUUGAAGUCGGUGAACGGCUUUAUCUUGGGAUGGACUUUGGUACAUCUGGAGCUCGGUAUGCUCUUAUUGACAAGGAAGGUGCUAUAUGUGCUGAAGGGAAGAGGGAGUAUCCUUUAUAUAUGAGCAGAGAAACAGUGGAUUGGGUGCACUCAUGGAAAAUGACACUUUUCUCACUCCUUGAAGAUGUUCCUGCUAGUCUCCGUCCAUGUAUUGCAUCGAUUUCCAUAGAUGGGACUUCUGCAACAACUAUUAUUGUAGACAGCACAACAGGAGAACCAUUAUGUAGACCUUUCCUUUACAAUGAGAGUUGUCCUGAUGCUUUGCCAAUGGUGAAGUCCCUUGCCCCUCCAAACCACACAGUCUGCUCUGGUUCCUCUACCCUGUGCAAGCUUGUCUCGUGGUGGAAUUCUGUUGAUUCAAAUAAAGAAUCUGUAGUCUUGCUGCAUCAAGCAGAUUGGUUGUUGUGGCUUCUUCAUGGAAAGAUUGGCAUUUCCGAUUACAACAAUGCUUUGAAGGUUGGCUAUGAUCCCGAACUUGACUCCUAUCCAGACUGGCUGCUCUCUCAGCCAUAUUCACAUGUUUUGCCUUCUGUCCAAGCUCCUGGAACUUCAAUUGGUUCAGUCAAGGAGAAUAUUAGAACACAAUUUGGUUUUCCAAAAGAUUGUGUUGUGUGCACAGGAACCACUGAUAGUAUAGCAGCCUUCCUUGCAGCACGUGCUACACAACCUGGGAAAGCUGUCACAUCAUUGGGUUCAACACUUGCCAUAAAACUACUAAGCACCAAGAGGAUAGAAGAUGCACGGUUUGGGGUGUAUAGCCACCGUCUUGAUGAUAAAUGGCUUGUUGGAGGUGCUUCGAAUACAGGUGGAGCUGUUCUUAGACAAAUUUUUACUGAUGAACAACUGGAAAAAUUGAGCGAGCAGAUCAAUCCCAUGGGAGCCUCCCCUCUGGACUACUAUCCACUGCAAGCAGUGGGCGAGAGAUUUCCCGUGGCAGAUCCAAAGAUGGAGCCCAGGUUAUAUCCACGGCCAGAAAGUGAUGUUGAGUAUUUGCAUGGUAUUCUUGAAUCCAUUGCGAGCAUAGAGGCAAAGGCUUAUACCUUACUGAAGGAUCUAGGGGCAACUCAAGUUGAAGAAGUGUACACGGCAGGGGGUGGUGCAAAGAAUGAGAAAUGGACAAAGAUACGAGAGAGGGUACUCGGUUUGCCAGUGAGUCGGGCACUUCAAACCGAGGCUGCCUAUGGUGCUGCUUUAUUGGCAUUGAGAGGUGCUAAAUAGAAAUCUUAAAUAUUCUACCUUGACUGCAGAUCUGAAUUCUGGGUUGAAGGCGAAACAGAAGAAAAAAAAGAUGAUCAAAGAACUAAGAGCCCUGUGACAGAGACUGAGUGUCCUUUGAUUAUGACUCAAUUUUAAAUAGUAUAUGUGGAUUCUGUAAUGUCGGAACACUAAAUUAGGAAUACUAAACAAUGUUUAAUUUGUUAAAUUUUCCAAAGGUUCGAAGGGGUUUAUGUACAAGUUCUUUGUGAACUGCAAUGAAGUUAAUGUUUUGGGGCACCAAAUCAUUGUCUUAGAAUUAGGAUCGGAGGAAGCCGCUGAUUUCGUGCUCCUAAAGGCGAACAUAAUUGUUUCUUGGGGUACCAUUUCUUGUGUGUUGGUAUGAAUUGCACCAACUUAAUCAUUCAAAAAUUGUGUAGCUACAUGCACAUCAGCAGAUAACAUGUUCCUAGUUUUCUUAUGUGUGCGUAUGUAUAUAUAUAUAUAUAUAUAUAUAUAUUUAUUUAUUUUAUCCUGACAAUCUUAAUUUCCCGGGUGGUGCCCGUAUUCAAGUCUCCCUACAGAGACAUCUUCCCUAA